Messenger RNA from Alnus glutinosa, 4996 nucleotides. Its product is annotated as serine/threonine-protein kinase VPS15. Gene Ontology annotation, molecular function: protein binding; protein serine/threonine kinase activity; ATP binding. The record is from RefSeq and is a predicted model, not a curated record. Bases 140 to 4789 code for a protein of 1549 amino acids. Gene Ontology annotation, biological process: protein targeting to vacuole; macroautophagy; protein phosphorylation. The transcript has 11 exons. NCBI's taxonomy places the organism in Eukaryota, Viridiplantae, Streptophyta, Magnoliopsida, Fagales, Betulaceae. Gene Ontology annotation, cellular component: phosphatidylinositol 3-kinase complex, class III, type II; nucleus-vacuole junction; phosphatidylinositol 3-kinase complex, class III, type I.
UGAGCAAACCCCAACUCAAGUACGUUUGGGAAUCCACCGGGGCAACGGAAAGGCAUCCACGCCCGCUCUGCAGAGACAGUGGUUGCUCGGAACGCAACCACAGAGGAAUGAAAAAAAGGGAGCGACACAGAAGCACGGAAUGGGCAACAAGAUCGCGCGCACGACCCAAGUCUCGGCUUCCGAGUACUACCUCCACGACCUGCCGUCGUCGUACAACCUGGUCUUGAAGGAGGUCCUCGGGCGAGGCCGGUUCUUGAAGUCGAUUCUCUGCAAGCACGACGAGGGACUGGUCCUCGUCAAGGUCUAUUUCAAGCGCGGCGACUCCAUCGAUCUCAGGGAGUACGAGCGCCGUCUCUUCCAGAUCAGAGAGAUCUUCCGCCUCCUCGACAACCCUCACGUUUGGCCCUUCCAGUUCUGGCAAGAAACGGAUAAAGCAGCUUAUCUUUUGAGGCAAUACUUCUUUAACAAUCUUCACGAUCGGUUGAGUACUCGGCCUUUCCUCAGUCCUGUGGAGAAGAAGUGGUUGGCUUUUCAGUUACUUCUUGCCGUGAAACAGAGCCACGAGAAAGGAGUUUGCCAUGGUGAUAUUAAGUGUGAGAAUGUGCUAGUCACAUCUUGGAAUUGGCUCUACCUUGCCGACUUUGCAUCCUUCAAACCCACUUACAUUCCCUAUGACGACCCUUCAGAUUUCUCCUUUUUCUUUGACACUGGAGGAAGAAGACUCUGCUAUCUUGCACCUGAGAGAUUUUAUGAGCAUGGAGGUGAGAUGCAGGUUGCACAAGAUGCAACUUUGAGGCCAUCUAUGGAUAUCUUUGCCGUAGGGUGUGUAAUAGCGGAGCUUUUCCUUGAGGGUCAGCCGCUAUUUGAACUCUCCCAGCUUCUUGCCUACCGCAGAGGGCAAUAUGAUCCUAGCCAACAUCUUGAGAAGAUCCCUGAUUCUGGAAUCCGCAAGAUGAUACUACAUAUGAUUCAGUUGGAACCAGAGUCACGACUUUCUGCUGAAAGCUACCUGCAAGAAUAUGCAGUUGUUGUGUUUCCAAGCUAUUUCUCACCAUUUCUGCAUAAUUUCUACUGCUACCUGAAUCCUCGGCAUUCUGAUGUGAGGGUUGCAUUGUGCCAAAGCGUUUUUCAAGAGAUACUUAAGCAAAUGAUGAACAAUAGGUCAUCUGAGGAGACAGGUACUGGACUUGCUACACCUGCUAAAAGAACUAGUGGUGAACUGUCGCAAGAGAUGGUUGCAAAACAAAAUGUCAGUUUGACAAAGGACUCGUUGAGAAAGAGAGAGCAGACAGAGAGAGGCUUAAUUCAUGAUCAGUUUGAACUUAUCGGUGAUCUCAAUACACUUCUCAGGGAUGUUAAACCGAAUAAUCAUUACCCUGAUGCCAAGCCGAGGCUUGAAGAUGCGCCCAAUUCUGCAUUUUCCCAAAAUUUUAAAAGCUAUGGGAUACAAUCUCCUGGUGAUCUACUUCAAACUAUCUCCAAUGCAUUUAGGAGAAAUGAUCAUCCCUUUCUGAAAAAGAUUACAAUGAAUGAUUUCAAUACACUGAUGUCCGAGUAUGACAGCCAAUCAGAUACAUUUGGCAUGCCUUUUUUACCAUUACCUGAAGAUAGUAUGAGAUGUGAAGGUAUGGUUCUGAUCGCCUCUCUUCUUUGCUCUUGCAUACGAAAUGUCAAGUUGCCUCAUUUGAGGAGGGCGGCUGUACUUUUGCUCAAGUCUUCUGCACUGUAUAUUGAUGACGAAGAUCGGUUGCAGCUAGUGCUUCCAUAUGUUAUCGCAAUGCUUUCAGAUCCAGCAGCAAUUGUGCGGUGUGCUGCCUUGGAGACUUUGUGUGACAUUCUGCCUUUAGUUCGAGAUUUUCCUCCCAGUGAUGCAAAAAUUUUUCCAGUGUAUAUUCUUCCAAUGCUUUCCAUGCUUCCUGAUGAUCCAGAGGAAAGUGUGAGGAUCUGUUAUGCCAGCAAUAUCGCUAAGCUGGCACUAACUGCUUAUGGAUUCUUGAUUCACUCAAUAAGCAUGAGUGAGGCGGGGGUCCUUGAUGAAUUGACUUUAGCACAGAAGCCGUUGGCAUCAUCCAAUGAGACAUCUGAACGACUUCAAAGGAUAAAUAGUGAUGCACAACUAGCACAGCUGAGGAAGUCCAUUGCAGAGGUCGUUCAAGAGCUUGUUAUGGGUCCAAAGCAGACACCAAACAUCAGGAGAGCACUUCUUCGGGACAUUGGCAAUCUAUGCUACUUCUUUGGCCAGAGACAGAGUAAUGACUUUCUGUUGCCCAUCUUACCUGCUUUUCUAAAUGAUCGAGAUGAGCAGCUAAGGGCAGUGUUUUAUGGGCAAAUUGUGUAUGUAUGCUUUUUUGUGGGCCAAAGAAGUGUGGAGGAAUAUCUUUUACCUUACAUUGAGCAAGCUUUAAGUGAUGCAACAGAGGCUGUAAUUGUCAAUGCUUUUGAAUGCUUGGCCGUUUUAUGUAGAAGGGGUUUCUUACGGAAGAGGAUACUGCUUGAGAUGAUAGAGCGAGCAUUUCCAUUGUUAUGUUAUCCCAGUCAGUGGGUACGAAGGUCAGCUGUCACUUUCAUUGCUGCUAGCAGUGAGAGCUUAGGUGCAGUCGAUUCUUAUGUUUUCCUUGCCCCAUUUAUACGGCCUUUCCUCCGCAGACAACCUGCAUCUUUAGCUUCAGAGAAGGCUCUCCUUUUAUGUUUAAACCCUCCAUUCACUAGACAGGUAUGUUAUCAAGUCUUAGAAAAUGCUAGGAGUUCAGAUAUGUUGGAGAGACAGAGAAAGAUAUGGUACAAUUCACCACCACAUUCUAAACAAUGGGAAAGCAUGGAUUUACUCAAUAGAGGUUCAAUUAAGAACUGGCCAGAUAACCAACAAAUUCCUGAAGCUCAAACACCUGUUGACAAGGCAUUGCAACAGCCAGAGUUAACUGAAUCUGAUGAUGGUGAGGCCAACUUGAGAGGUAUGGGAAAUUUUAUGCGUAAUGCUGCUAGCACAGUUGAUAUUCGUGAUCCCCUAAGCUCAGAAAAGCUAAAAUUCUCAGGCUUUAUGUCGCCACAGGUUAGUGGUGUGAGUAGUUUUAUGUGCGAUAAAUCACCAGAAGGCAUACCGUUGUACUCCUUUAGUUUGGACAGGCGGGCAGUUGGAAUUCCUCCUGCCGCGUCUGAUUCUCCAUUACAAGCAAAUUCCCCAGGAAUUGGUUCAUCAUCCAUGCCUUGGAUGGAUCCUGUAAAUAAAUCAUUUAGCUUGGCUAGUUCAGUUCCAGCACCUAAGCUUGUUUCAGGCUCAUACAGCAUCAGCAAUGGUUCUAAACAGUUCCAUAGAGUGGUGCAUGAACCAGAUGGCAACGACAAUGAUCAGAUGGCCUAUGCCAAUACCAAAGCUCAAGAGAUUGGAUCACCUGGCAUGAUGAAAGGCAGUUCUAUUACUGUGGAAGAUGCCUCCACUUCAACUGAUCUAAUAGGAUUGCCAACUUUUGCACGGACAUCAUCAAUUCCAGAUUCAGUUUGGAGGCCACGAGGGGUGUUGGUUGCACACCUUCAGGAGCAUCGCUCUGCAGUUAAUGACAUAGCCGUAACAACUGACCAUAGCUUUUUUGUGAGUGCAUCUGAUGAUUCCACUGUCAAGGUUUGGGAUUCGAGAAAGUUGGAAAAGGACAUCUCAUUUAGUUCGAGGCUAACUUAUCACUUGGAGGGAAGCCGGGCACUGUGUGCUGCAAUGCUUCGGGGUUCUGCUCAAGUUAUUGUUGGAGCAUGUGAUGGCAUGAUACAUAUGUUUUCUGUUGAUUACAUUUCAAGAGGUCUUGGCAAUGUUGUUGAGAAGUAUUCAGGUAUUGCUGAUAUAAAAAAGAAGGAUAUCAAGGAAGGUGCCAUACUCAGCCUUCUUAACUACUCUGCUGAUAGUUGUUUCAGUCAGAUGGUAAUGUUUAGCACCCAAAAUUGUGGGAUCCAUCUGUGGGACACAAGAAAAAACUCCAGCUCGUGGACGCUAAAAGCAACUCCUGAGGAGGGCUACGUGUCUUCUUUGGUAACAGGUCCUUGUGGGAAUUGGUUUGUGUCAGGAUCUUCAAGGGGUGUGCUUACCCUUUGGGAUCUGAGGUUCCUUGUACCUGUGAAUUCAUGGCACUAUUCUCUUCCAUGCCCGAUAGAGAAGAUGUGUCCUUUUAUUCCUCCUUCAAAUGCCUCUCUGCCUCCUACUGCAAGACCCCUUAUUUACGUUGCCGCUGGUUGCAAUGAAGUUUCUCUUUGGAAUGCAGAAAAUGGAAGCUGCCACCAGGUAUUGCGAGUGGCAAACUAUGAUAGUGAUGCUGAAAUGUAUGACGGGCCUUGGGCUUUGGCAAGACCAUCGAGUAAGUCAAACUCUAAACCAGAUCUGAGACGGAAUGUCAAUCCAAGGUACAGAGUUAAUGAACUGAAUGAACCUCCUUCCCGUCUUCUUGGUAUCCGUUCACUGCUUCCCUUACCUGGGGGUGAUUUGUUAACUGGUGGUACUGACUUGAAGAUACGUCGCUGGGAGCAUUACAGUCCUGACCGAACUUAUUGUAUCUGUGGGCCAAACUUGAAUGGAGUUGGGAAUGAUGAUUUCUAUGAGGCAAGAUCUAGUUUUGGUGUGCAAGUUGUGCAGGAGACAAGAAGACGACCUUUAACUGCUAAGUUGACUGCAAAGGCAGUUCUUGCAGCUGCUGCCACUGAUUCUGCUGGUUGCCAUCGCGACUCCAUUCUAUCUCUGGCUUCUGUCAAGUUGAACCAGAGACUCUUAAUAUCGGGCAGUAGAGAUGGGGCUAUCAAGGUUUGGAAGUAAAUGACUUAAGCAUACCCAGUGAUAUGUUGUACAUAUUUAGUAUCAAUGCUGGUAGAUAUUGUACAUUAUAUUCUAUAGAUUAAAAGCUUUGAUUCCGUUGCAUACAUAUCUAAUUUUACCCGUCUGAUUUGUACAGCAUGUAAACAUGUAGGAUUUGUCAGCAGUUUAUGUUGGAUGAUAUUUUAUAUUGCUGUUAUGAUAUUUUAA